AUGGAGGAAUUUGAGUCAGGUGGCAGAAACACAGAGGAGGAUCUGGCUCACAGUCAACCCCUAAAAAUCCCGGAAACACAAGUUCCUGAAGAAAGACAACAGGCACAGAAAGCAGCCCUUGAGAAACUAGCAGCUCAAGGAAAUGCCACGUGCACUGAAGGACCCAGUACCUCCUAUAGAACCAUUUCUUGUAAGCCUUCUUUGGUGGUCAAGCCAUCAACUUGUGAUGACACAGAGGAUGAAUGAAAGCAACCACAUCUGAAUACAGUGGCACAAGUGUCUGGUGUUUAUCUUCAACCAAUAAGCAGAGAAAACUAUGAAAAAAGUGAAUGCACUAAAUUCUCCAUCAAAACCUGUUACCUGGCAAAAGACCCAAAGCCUCUACACCCAAAACCUGCAUGGAACAAGUUCCCCAGCUCUGCUCCUCCUGGUAAAGAAAAAAAUACUCUGGGAGCAAAACCUGGUGAAAAUAACUCAGCGGCAGAAGCUGCAGGCAGUCAUCUUCCUAAAAUAGGUCUGAAGCCUGCUGGCCACUCGCAGACCUUAUUUUAAGGCACCUUCAGAAACGUGAAGAAAGAGACUGAAGAAAAGGCAAUGAGCGUUAUCAAGACCACUGUUGCCAAGAAAGUCAUCCAGGAAGGAUCAGAUUCUCCUCAUAAGUUUUGUAAGACCAAUACAGCACUUGGUGCAGUAAGGUCAUCAUAUGAAACACGAGGGAAAGAAGAUGGUUCUCCCACACCCAGGCAGAGAGUCUUGGCCCCAGAGUUCAAGACAUCCACAUCCUCAGCAAAGCCCAAUAGACCUCUAAGUGUAGAACUGCAAGGAUACCAGAGGAGGACCCCAAAAAAGACAUCUGGAAAUGAAGGUUUCAAACUGAUAGGAUCUUUUGGUUUUGCCCCACUGGUGCCUCUAUUAGAUCGUGCUACACAGUUUCCAUCCCCUAAACCAAUCUCUCACCCAGACCUGGAGGUUAUGGAAGCUCCCAGUCUGCCUCCCAGAAACAUCAAGCCCAGCUCUGCCCCAUAAAGUGAAGAAAAUUAUGAUGAUGUGGUAUUUGUUUUACAGGAUCAUGGAAGUACACAGGGGGGCCAAGAAGGUGAUGUAGAGAUGUAUGAAGACAUAAAUGACACUAUAUCCCACUUGCCCACAACACAGUCCCAAUUUCCCCCAGCAUAG
This is a messenger RNA of Empidonax traillii (willow flycatcher), 1176 nucleotides long. RefSeq names its product FYN-binding protein 1-like. The record is from RefSeq and is a predicted model, not a curated record. Lineage: Eukaryota; Metazoa; Chordata; Aves; Passeriformes; Tyrannidae.